AUGCCUCCAGAGUCCCCACUGUCUGAACACAAUAGCGCCGAGGACUCUUCCCCACUCACUGAUCAAAAUGUCGCCAUUUUGUACCAAAUCGUCAAGUCCGCCGAGCAACAUCCUGAUGUUGGGAUCCGCCCUUUCCGUGCCAUGUACGCCGCGUACGAGUCAAUCCUCCCUCAGAAUGGACUUCAUCCGGAUCAUGAUCAGACAUACUUGCCCUACUUGUAUAGAUUGGGAGGGAAGAGAGAAGAAGGGCAGUCUCUGUACGAGAGCUUCGAGGGUCUGCUUGCGGAGCUUGGAUUCCAGAUCGAGUUUAUCGCGGAUGGGGAAGGGGUACAAGAGAUCACAAAGGACCUCGGCGCGGAAUAUGAAGAUGAGAAUGGAGCCAAUGGACGAAGGGGAGACACUGGUGGAUCUAUGCGAAGGUCAAGACGAGCCUCUUUUAACUCUAUGUACGAUGCGGAGGACGAGAGCACCAGAGCGAUUCGACGACGAGAUGCAUCGCGCGCUUCUAUGUCUCGCCUUGAAACCAGUCAAUCGGCAGUACUGGACACUCGACCGUCGACGCGAGCAACUACAAGGAGGACAGAAAAGACAGGCGCCAAUGCUCUGUCCUCGAGACCGCCAGCCGUCCAGAACACGAGGGGUAGGCUGACAGCCGAGGAAUUUGCCAAGGGUUCUCCGCACUCCCAGCACGCAGCUGGGUCUAGCCAGGGCGACCGUCAAAGAAACAUUCAACCGAAAUCCAUCGCUUCAGGAAAGAAUGACCAAGCAUAUGCGGCCUCCCCAGUAGAAGACCUUUCUAUAAGCGCCACCGACCGUGAAAACAACACCACCCAAGCGUCGGCAACUCCUCACAACCUUCAGCCUCCAUAUCUACUGAGUGAAAAUGAGCGUUUCUAUAACCCUUCGAAGACUCAACUGCUUCGAGACGCGCACGAUUUUCACUAUUACCGAAUUCGGUCCAUUGCCCGUGAUGCUAUUAAUAAGUGGUGCUUCGCAGCGUCUCAGGCGAGAGACGGACACGAACAUAUGGAACGACUUGCAGCCGCUCAUGACAUGGAGAUCCUUCUGCGCCAGGCUUUUGAGCAUUGGCGUCUUAGAUUGCAUGCGAAAAAACAAGCUGCUGAAACCGAGCGCUUCUUUAACCGCCUGGAACGGAGAGCCACCAAAGCUCGGGAUCUAUUCCUGAUAGCAAAAGCAUUCAGUCAUUGGGCGCAGUGCACACAGGAGGAAGUCUUGCGAACAUCUGAUGCUCGACAGCACGUUCUUAGUACGAAAUACUUUCGGGCAUGGCGUGAGAUCACUGUCAUCAAUCAACUGAAGAUGCGCCGCCAAGGAUUACGAAAGUUCUUUAGGAUCUGGAAGCAGCGAUAUGUUCAAACCUUGACGGACGACAUCAAAGCCGAUCUAAAGCGCCAGGAAGAUCUUUCGAGGAGUGCCUAUUGGCACUGGUUCUGGGUCUUCUGUGAGAGACGAGCCCCGGAAUGGAGGGCUGGGAGGCUCAAGCGGAAAUAUCUGUUCCAAUGGAUAGCCACCUUCAGAAGCGAUGUUCGACUGAAUCAGCAGGUCGUAUUGAAGUCAAUCAACUCGUCAAGGAAGUAUAUUUUCCUACCAUGGCUUGAGAAAGCACGGAUUAUCAUUUCCGCCCGGCGAGAAGCAGACGCCUUCAAUGAGCAAAAGCAAGGUGCCCAUACUCUGCAGGCUUGGAGAAUAGCCGCGGAAUAUGCCCCGUUUGCUCGACAAGUAUCCAACAUGGUUGAUUGGAGAGUGGCUGGUGAGACUUUUGCGAUCUUUGUUACUAGGUACAGAUUCGAAAAGCAAGCUGAGUCCGUCAAUCGAUUGCGUAUCAUGAGGACUGCUUGGACACAAUGGAACGAUCGCUUGCGCUGGCAAAGCUUAUCUCAACGCAUAGAUGAUCGCUAUUUACUCGAAUCCCUGUACAAAUGGGUUAUCGCAGAACGAUGUACACUUUUGCAGCGGCUGUCUGAGGAGAGGCUCAAACGAUUAAUGUUCUACAAACUGAAGCAACACUGCACACUGCGUCAAGCAGAGCGCGAGAGUGGCCGCCAGAUUGUCGAGGAGACACGAAGGAAAAGCUGCCUGCGGUCGCUCGUUCGCCAUUGGUACUCGCAGCUGGGCUCUAAUGGCCAGGAUGAGCGCGUCGCCUUUGAGUUUCGUGCGCCCAAAGUAGCUCAAGAUACUUUACAGUUGUGGAGUCGAGCCUCAGAGCAUGUGCGGGAUCUGAACAGCAUGGCUAAACACGCCAACUUCUAUUUUUUCACAAGGAAAUGCUACAAGCGUUGGCAAUCUGCAACCACUAAUUCUAAGCGGCAAAAGCGUCGAAACGCCUAUGUCCAAGUCAGACGAAGAUCAAAGAUGAACCUUGCUGCAGGGUUGUUGCGGCAAUGGCGUAAUGUCUCUGCGCUGGAACAGGAUAAGCAGCAGCAAGCCGGCCUUAUGGACCGAAAUCGCCUGCUGCGAAUGGGUACCGAGCUGUUCGAUCGUUGGAGAGACCAGUCUGAUCUGAGAAGGGACCAAGACCAUCAGGCAAACCAAUAUUACGAGAGGCGACUGCAAGACCGCCAACUCUACACAUGGAUAGAACGACUCGAGGACCAAGCGAGGCUGGAGGAGACAGCUGCGCUUAAUAAUGAGAUGCGUGUCAAAAACAUUGCUUUCGGCUGGUUCAACAAGCUGCGUCUAAAAAUCAUUGAGCUCAAAGGUCGAGAAGCGAAUGCAGAGAAUCUAAGGGUCUGGUAUGAAAAGCGGCAUUUUCGCAACCUAUUGAGACAUUGGCGCGAUCAGACAGCCGGAAAGCUCGAUCGUCCACAGCAGGAUACGGCCUUCUCAUUCAGAAUCAAGAGGGCGAAGCCUCAAGCCGAAGCAGAUGACCGCGAUGGCCCGACAAGACGAGCAGAAGACUGGACGGACUUUGAUCUUGGUGACUGGAUUCCAGCCCUCGAGGCUCAAUCAAACAGCACACCAUUGCCAGGAUACUUGAGUACACCGUCAAAAAGGGCUGCUCGUGCGAAAGCGUUGGUCCGAGUCUCGACGACUCCUGCAGGUACGCCAUUCGAGCAUCGCCCUCGCUCUCAGACUGGCUCGACAACACGGACUUCUCGAAGAGGUGCUUUUGGGAAGUCUACUACAGCUUUGAAAGGUAGUACUUUUAGGACUAUAGUUGAAGACUCGCCGAGGACACCAUAA
Molecule: messenger RNA, 3204 nt
Organism: Letharia columbiana
Lineage: Eukaryota; Fungi; Ascomycota; Lecanoromycetes; Lecanorales; Parmeliaceae
Exons: 2
Coding region: 1-3204 (1067 amino acids)
Source: RefSeq, a predicted model, not a curated record